AUUACAGCUAUGAAUUACUUUGUCAUGUAUUGGAAAAAAGUGACAAAGGAAAUAAAAACGAAAAAUAAAAGAAAACAAUUUAAUAGUUUAACAAGUAACACCUCUCGAAUACAAUUCCUGUACUAUUUUUGUGAGAAAAACGUGAAAUACGAUUUGUCUACAUCCGUACCAAAAGAUUUCGAAGGUGCAAAAGCAUUAGAAGAUAAAGGUAACAAACUUUUCAGAACAGGAGAUAAUUCUAAAGCUAUAAAAGUAUACAACGAAGCAAUUAAAAUAUGUCCCCAAGAUAAUUUGAAAAGUUUACAACUUUAUGGAAUUCUCAUUGAAAAACGCAGUUCAGUUUUCUUUGCACAACGUAAAUACCAUAAAGGUUUACAGGAUGUCGCUUUUCUCAAACAAUAUGGCUACCAUCCUAACCUAAAAAUAUUCAAAUCACGAGAAAGAAAGGCUUUGGAAGCUCUGCGUAAAUCCGGAUGUGAAAUUAAUAAUAUUAAUAACAAAUCCAAUGAAAUAAUAAAUGAAGAGAUGACAUGGUACUCAGGAAACAUAACCUAUCCUGCACUGUCAAAUAAACUGACUGUCAAACAAAACGAUGUAAUGGGACGCCAUGUUGUAGCAGUGGAUGAUAUCAAAACAGGAGAAAUCAUUGCUGUUGAAGUUCCUUCCGCUUCUGUUAUAGAAAAUAAAACAAAUUGUGCUCAUUGUGCCAUAUCAACCAAUCAGAUUUAUGCGUGUUUCAAAUGUCAAGAAAUAUAUUGCAGUCUGCAAUGUUUGGAAAAUGCUAAGGUUUAUCAUCAGUAUGAAUGCAGUAUUUCAUCAGCUUUGUUUACUGAUGAUUUAGGUUAUGUUCGAUUGGUAUUAAGGAUGGUUACUCAACGCCCUCUAGCGAAAAUCAUUCAAAAUACAGAUGAUUAUUAUAAUGUUAAUGAAUUAAUACAACAUGCAGAUGAACCAGAGUCUGAGGAGAUGUUACAAGUGACAUUUACAGCUGUGUUUUUGUUAAAACUUUUAAAAACAACAAAUUAUUUCACAUCCAGCACUAGAAACAAAGAAUUAACCAAGGAGGAAAUUAUGAUUGGUGAAUUAUUUUUAAAAUAUUUAAAAAUACUACGUCAUAAUGCUCAUGCGAUUAGGGAAAUGCCGAAUUGCAAGAUGGCGGAGAAUAGUGUUGAGAUUGGUGUUGGGCUUUAUCCAACAAUCGCACUGUUUAAUCAUUCUUGUGAUCCUUCAGUCAUAAAGUACAAUAUUAACAAUUUAAUAGUUUUAAGAAGUAUUAAACCAAUCAAAACUGGUGAUGUAGUUUAUGAUAAUUACGGUCCUGCAUAUUUCAACAUGAGAAAAGACAAACGCAUCAAUUUAUUGAAAAGGUGUUAUAGAUUUACAUGCAAUUGUUCAGCUUGUAUUGAUGACUGGCCUCUUUUUAAAGAAAUCUCCUUAUUUGAUAAUGAUAUUUUAAUUAAACAUUCUAGUAUUUCAUCUGUUGAAGAACAUCUGAAUCUUUUAUUAUUAAAAUUAAACCAAAUGGAGGAUCCGUACCUCAGCGGCCAUUUUGAAUCAGCCCGGAAACUGUACGCUGAAAUACUCGACACACUUCUGUCAUUUUUCACGCCUUUGAAUGUUAACAUUCAUCACAUCAAGCAACGGCUUAAAUAUUGCAUCCAACACAGAGGAAAUAAAAAAAUUGAUUUUUAUGUGUUUUUUCUUUACAUUUCUUUAAGAAAAUUUAAAAAAACAUAA
Messenger RNA from Dalotia coriaria, 1737 nucleotides. RefSeq names its product N-lysine methyltransferase SMYD2-A-like. Gene Ontology annotation, molecular function: histone deacetylase binding. Gene Ontology annotation, biological process: compound eye photoreceptor development. The transcript has 4 exons. The record is from RefSeq and is a predicted model, not a curated record. Bases 10 to 1737 code for a protein of 575 amino acids. NCBI's taxonomy places the organism in Eukaryota, Metazoa, Arthropoda, Insecta, Coleoptera, Staphylinidae. Gene Ontology annotation, cellular component: nucleus; cytoplasm.